AUGGAUCUGAGGGGCAUGCUGAACGAUAACGGUCCUUCCGCAUCGCCGCCGAACAAGCCGUCGCCGCUGCUGCAGCAGAUAUCGCAGCAACCCGCGCUCCCGUCAACCCCGGCGCAGGCUAACCCGCAGCAAUCGUUUCGCGACUACAGCCAGACGCAGCCGUCUCCCGGUAGACAUGUGUCGCAGGAAUAUGGCGCACAUCACCUGCAGUCUGGCUCUUUCGCGUCUUCCCCGCCUUUUCAAGGGGCUCCCGCCAGCUCUUACGCAAGCCGUCCGCCUCUAUCACUUCAACAGCUCCCGCCCAACGACCUUCGAUCGCCGAGCUUGACGGGGCCAGGGCCAUCUCCCUACCGGCAGACCCCCUCUGCCUCCCUCAGCGGCGCAAGCGGCUAUCCCUUCCCGCCGCAGCAGAAUUCCACCAGUCCCGUACAACGACACCAAUACCCUCCGGGCAGCUCAUCAUACCAUCGAGAGAGCUACCCGCAAGCAGCCGCCGCUCCAUAUGUUCAAGGGUCACAUGUUCCCCAAACUCCACCGGUUAGGACUCCAACCACGGGACAGUCCUUUCUGCACCAAGCUCAGUCGGUACAGUCCACACCGACGCCAACAUCGGCCCAGAGUCAAGCCGCACAGUACGGGGCGCCCUUCGCCCAAGGAAGUCCAGUGGCUUCGGCGCGUCCUAUUCAGCCAGCGGACACGUUCCAACGCCCACCCUCUCAGCCACCGAUUCCGAGUGGAGCAAUCCCGCUGUCCGCUCGCCCGGCGCAAUCCGUAGGCUACGCCCAGCACAGCCAACCAUCCAGUCCGUACCAGCAGCGUUUGCCGGGACCCGGUUUCCAUCACAAAUCACAAACAUCCCCACCCCCUCCGCCUCCACCUCCUCUGCCCAGGCAUUCAACUUCGCAAAGUAUCCAGGAGGGUCACAGCCAGGACUCCGUCCGGGGCCCACCGACGCAGGACGACAGAGACCGCAGCCUUAGCGUCAGUCCGAAAACACGAGUCCCCAGUUUGCCAAGCAGCUCCGGUCGCCCCAGCACUUCGGCUACAGAGCCAGAGCCGUACCACAGCCAACCCCACCCUGCUCCGACCAUGGCAGACCGUGCCGCCACACCAAUGAAGCGGAAGCUGGACGAUAGGGAACUACGGCCCGAAGAAUUGGAAAAGCGAGACACACGACCGCCGCCUUUUCAACAGGUAAACGGUCGAUCGGACCGCGUCGACGGUGUCGCGCUCAAAGCUUCUGUGCAACCUCCGGUCGACCCCAAAAAACCGAUGAAGAAGAGAGUGGUCCAUCGGACCACCCCGCCAUGGGCCCAUUCGGUCAAGGAUCGGGCCCCCGCCCACCCGAACCGUGUUCUCUAUCAGCCUGUCCCGCACGCCGGGUCGCAGGCCAACGGCAAGCUUGAUCGCCACCCAGUCCGGCCUGAUCGCAUACAGAGCCGUCAGCAAAGCCGGCAUGCGUCUCCAGAGGAAAAACGUACCGUGGCCAACAACGCACCAGCACCGAGCGUUCCCCCCGAGACUGCUAACCCAUGGGGGCCGUUGGGACCUUGGGAGCCCAGCAUCACCAAUUCGGUUCCUCAAGAGCAAUUCAGUAGGGCGCUCGCCGACUUUCUGUUCCAAUAUGUCAUCCUCAAUGAAGACAUGGGCGAGAUCCAAAGCCGCGGGGUAAAGUUUGAAAUCGAAGCCAAGCUCGGCAUGCUCAUCGACAAGGGCACCAAUCAGCGAGUGGAGCUCCCGGUGCAGACCGAAUGUGUGCUCAGCGAGGGCGGCAACUGGCUCGGCUUUCGAUCCACCAUGACGGAGCAUCAGCACAAGUCCUUCAACGAGUUCCUCAACUUCCUCGUCCAGCAGACCCACCCGGCCAACAAGGCUGCCAGCGCCGCCAUGCCCCGGCCGCGGCUGCCCAUCGACUACCUGCACCGCCGCGAGAUCGACAAAUUCUUUGAGCUCCCGGCCACCGUCCGCGACAAGACCCUUCCGGUGUGUGUUGCUAAGCCCAUCGGCUCCAAGGGCCACGGCGCCAAGGUGCGGGUGACGUACGACCAAAAGACCAACAAGGUCCUCGGCAAGAUCGUGAAGGCGCGCAUCGCCGACAUGAGCCUGCACUUCCCGGACAUGCCGCUCGACUGCCGCAUCAGCGUCAACCUGGAGAUGGAUUGGGACGGCGCGGUCGAGGAGCUCGAGAGGAUGGCGGCCUCUACGGGCCGCCCGCCCAUUCCCCCGCGCAUGAAGGACCGGCUGAGCUACAAGCAUGGGUUCUACCAGAUCGAUUUAACCCAGGUUACGCAGAACGUGACGGGUCAUGGUAAUACGCAACGCACGGAGAAGGAGCACGAGUUGGAGGUGGAGAUUGACCCUGUUCCCGUGAUUGAGCAAGGGCGCAGGGCCAUGGAUGGCCAGCCGCAUCAGUAUGUGGAGGUGGUGGAGGGGUUGGUCAAUAACAUCAGGAUAUUGGCACGGAAGGCGAAGGAGUUUGGCACUUAG
Molecule: messenger RNA, 2487 nt
Organism: Parathielavia appendiculata
Lineage: Eukaryota; Fungi; Ascomycota; Sordariomycetes; Sordariales; Chaetomiaceae
Product: mRNA triphosphatase CET1
Exons: 2
Coding region: 1-2487 (828 amino acids)
Biological process (GO): 7-methylguanosine mRNA capping; polynucleotide 5' dephosphorylation
Cellular component (GO): mRNA capping enzyme complex
Molecular function (GO): polynucleotide 5'-phosphatase activity
Source: RefSeq, a predicted model, not a curated record